Messenger RNA from Durio zibethinus, 3607 nucleotides. RefSeq names its product homeobox-leucine zipper protein REVOLUTA-like. The record is from RefSeq and is a predicted model, not a curated record. NCBI's taxonomy places the organism in Eukaryota, Viridiplantae, Streptophyta, Magnoliopsida, Malvales, Malvaceae. Gene Ontology annotation, molecular function: DNA binding; lipid binding; DNA-binding transcription factor activity.
UCACUCUCUCUCUCUUCAGUUCUCUUUUGACAAAAUUUUUUAUGUUCUGUUGGGUUUUUCUUUGUUCUUUGUAAAACCCUUUGAAACUCUUCUUCUCAACAUGGUUAAGGUUUCGGUUUCUCUUCACAUUUGUGUGGUUGGUCCCUGCAAAACACCAGCUUUUGUGUGAUGCAACUGUUUCUGGGCUCUCUUUCUUGAGAGAGCCUUUCCAAGCUCUUUUCUUUUCUGGGUAGUUAGAGUAGGAAGCAGUUGAGGCUCGCAUGAGAAGCUUUUUUCAGUGAUAUCGAGCUUGGUUGGUGGCAGUGUUUUUCCUUUGGUAUUGGGGUCAAUAUUUCUUGGUGUGUACUUUUGAAAAAACGUUUUGAAAGUGGGAUCUUUGGGGCAGAUUUUGAGAGCCAUUGUUUUGGUCAUUUCACCAGCUUGAUUAUCAUCAACUAAAAAAAUAAAAGAGGAAAAACCCAAAAAAAACCACCCACUUGGCUUUUACUUGAAGCUGUCUCAAAUAAAAACCCCUCAUUUUUGCUUCCUCUUUCUCCUUCUCUCUCUUUUGUUUCAUAAAAAAGGACGGAUUUUACUAGGAAACAAAGGAAUCUUAGUGCUGAAGCCAAAUCCUCCAAAACAAGCAGCUCUUUUAUCACUCAGCUCACAGCUUCUGUCUAAUCACUUUCAAUUAUAAAGAAAGACUGGGUUUUGCAAUCUUGUUCUAGCAAGAAAUGGCUAUGGCGGUGGCCCAACACAGGGAGAGCAGCAGUGGCAGUGGCAGUAGCAUAAGCAAACAUCUUGAUGCUGGCAAGUAUGUUAGGUACACAGCUGAGCAAGUUGAAGCUUUGGAACGAGUCUAUGCUGAGUGCCCCAAACCAAGUUCUUUGCGUAGGCAACAGUUGAUUAGGGAGUGCCCCAUUCUUUCCAACAUUGAACCUAAACAGAUCAAAGUUUGGUUUCAAAAUCGCAGGUGUAGAGAGAAGCAAAGAAAAGAGGCUUCAGGGUUGCAGACUGUGAAUAGAAAAUUAACAGCAAUGAACAAGCUGUUGAUGGAGGAGAAUGACCGGUUGCAAAAACAGGUGUCUCAGCUGGUUUGCGAGAAUGGGCAUAUGAGGCAACAACUGCAUACUGUAAAUGCAUCAGCAACUGAUGCAAGCUGUGACUCUGUAGUUACCACUCCUCAGCAGCAUUCACUGAGGGAUGCCAAUAACCCUGCUGGACUCCUCUCCAUUGCAGAGGAGACCUUGGCAGAGUUCCUUUCCAAGGCUACGGGAACUGCUGUCGAUUGGGUCCAGAUGCCUGGGAUGAAGCCUGGUCCGGAUUCGGUUGGGAUAUUUGCCAUUUCCCAAAGUUGUAGUGGAGUAGCUGCUCGAGCAUGCGGUCUUGUAAGUUUAGAACCUACAAAGAUUGCAGAGAUUCUUAAAGAUCGUCCAUCUUGGUUCUGUGACUGCCGGAACCUUGAAGUUUUCACCAUGUUUCCAGCUGGAAAUGGUGGAACAAUUGAGCUUGUCUACACACAGACGUUUGCUCCAACUACGCUGGCUCCUGCAAGGGACUUUUGGACUCUAAGAUACACUACAACUUUAGAGAAUGGCAGUCUUGUGGUCUGUGAGAGGUCUCUUUCUGGUUCUGGUGCUGGCCCAAGUACAGCUGCUGCAGCUCAAUUUGUGAGAGCUGAAGUGCUUCCUAGUGGCUAUUUGAUUAGGCCUUGUGAGGGUGGAGGGUCAAUCAUCCAUAUUGUUGACCACCUGAAUCUUGAGGCAUGGAGUGUGCCAGAGGUGCUGCGCCCACUUUAUGAAUCAUCAAAAGUAAUUGCUCAGAAAAUGACAAUUGCGGCACUGCGGUACAUCAGGCAGAUUGCUCAGGAGACAAGUGGUGAGGUGGUUUAUGGUCUGGGCAGGCAGCCAGCUGUCCUGAGAACUUUUAGCCAAAGAUUAAGCAGAGGCUUCAAUGAUGCAAUAAAUGGAUUCAAUGAUGAUGGAUGGUCAAUAAUGAAUUGUGAUGGCACUGAGGAUGUGAUAAUUGCAAUUAAUUUGAGCAAGAGCUUGAGCAGCACGUCAAAUCCUGCCAGUGCUUUUUCAUUUCUUGGGGGUGUUCUGUGUGCAAAGGCAUCCAUGCUGCUUCAAAAUGUUCCUCCUGCCGUGCUUGUUCGUUUCCUUAGGGAGCAUCGCUCGGAGUGGGCUGAUUUCAAUGUCGAUGCUUAUUCUGCUGCAUCAUUGAAGGCUGGAACAUAUGCUUAUCCUGGAAUGAGACCUACAAGGUUUACCGGGAGUCAGACCAUCAUGCCGCUUGGCCACACGAUUGAACAUGAAGAGUUACUUGAAGUUAUAAGACUUGAAGGCCAUUCUCUUGCACAAGAAGAUGCCUUCUUAUCAAGGGAUAUUCAUCUAUUGCAGAUAUGCAGUGGAAUUGAUGAGAAUGCUGUGGGAGCCUGUUCAGAACUUGUCUUUGCUCCAAUUGAUGAGAUGUUUCCAGAUGAUGCUCCAUUGCUACCUUCUGGAUUCCGGGUUAUCCCGUUGGAUUCAAAACCAUCUGAUGCACAGGAUUCAUUGACUACAAAUCGGACUUUGGAUCUGACUUCCAGUCUUGAAGUGGGGCCUGCAACAAACCAUGCUGCAGGAGAUGCUACAUCAUGUCAGAACACGCGAUCAGUGUUGACAAUUGCCUUCCAGUUUCCCUUUGAUAUCAAUCUUCAGGAUCAUGUUGCAACCAUGGCACGCCAGUAUGUCCGCAGCGUCAUCUCUUCUGUCCAGAGGGUUGCCAUGGCCAUAUCUCCUUCAGGAUUGAGCCCAGCUGUUGGACCAAAGCUAUCUCCAGGCUCUCCAGAAGCACUUACACUGGCUCACUGGAUCUGCCAGAGCUAUAGUUACCAUUUAGGGGCAGAAUUGUUGAGAUCUGAAUCACUUGGUGACUCAGUAUUAAAGAAUCUCUGGCAACAUCAGGAUGCGGUAUUGUGUUGUUCGUUAAAGUCGCUACCAGUUUUCAUCUUUGCAAAUCAAGCAGGGCUCGACAUGCUUGAGACAACUCUAGUGGCACUGCAAGACAUCACAUUGGAAAAAAUAUUUGAUGAGUCCGGACGCAAGGCAUUGUGCUCCGAUUUUGCCAAGUUGAUGCAGGAGGGAUUUGCUUACUUGCCGGCUGGAAUCUGCAUGUCAACGAUGGGACGCCAUGUCUCGUAUGAACAAGCUGUUGCAUGGAAAGUUCAUGCAGCUGAUGACAGCACUGUCCAUUGCCUGGCCUUCUCUUUUGUAAACUGGUCUUUUGUGUGAAAAGAUUUUACUGUAAUUUAUUUGUCUGACACCCCAGCUUUUCCCCAUUGCAUGCGAACGUGGAAAUAACAUUCAGGAAACGGGAAAUGUAAAAUGAAAUGCCCAAAAACCAGAAAAAAAAAGUUUUGUAAUAUUUAAGCACCCAGCUCAGGUUUGCAUUUUAUUAAUUUAAUUAAAUUUUUUUAGUGCAACCAAAUUUUGUUUAAACAAUGUGCAGUAUUUUUGUGUGAAAAACUGAUUUGGUAACAGUAAGUAAUCUUAACAUUUUCCUGCCAAGUCCAUGGCAGCAUUUCCUGGCAUCCCAGUCAAACCAUAUUAAAUUCCCGCUAGAAAAUUCUGCAUCCACAAGGCCCUAA